AGUCCACUGUAACUCAUUACCCCUGAAUUAUAUCAGUCCGUGUCCUCCGGACUCUCAAGUAGACCAGUUUUCAUACCGUCAAAUCUAACUUCUCUCGCACGAACCACAAACAUGUUCCGCCUUCCCACUGUGAUGAGACAGGUGCGUCCUGUGUGCAGGGCUCUUGCCCCACACCUCACCCGUGCUUAUGCCAAGGAUGUGAAGUUUGGGGCCGAUGCCCGUGCCCUCAUGCUGCAAGGUGUGGAUCUGCUGGCCGACGCUGUGGCUGUUACUAUGGGACCCAAGGGCCGCACAGUCAUCAUUGAGCAGAGUUGGGGAAGCCCGAAGGUCACCAAGGAUGGUGUCACUGUGGCUAAGAGCAUCGAUCUGAAGGACAGAUACCAGAACAUUGGGGCCAAGCUGGUUCAGGACGUAGCCAACAACACAAACGAGGAAGCUGGGGAUGGCACUACCACAGCCACCGUACUGGCUCGUGCCAUUGCUAAGGAAGGAUUUGACACCAUCAGCAAAGGCGCCAACCCAAUGGAGAUCCGACGUGGCGUGAUGCUGGCCGUGGAGACAAUUAUCGACGAGCUGAAGAAGCUGUCCAGACCAGUCACCACACCAGAGGAGAUUGCUCAGGUGGCAACUAUUUCUGCCAAUGGAGACAGUGAGAUUGGUAAUAUCAUCUCUGACGCAAUGAAGAGAGUGGGCAGAAAAGGUGUGAUUACUGUGAAGGAUGGCAAAACCCUGCAUGAUGAGUUGGAGAUCAUUGAAGGGCUUAAGUUUGAUCGUGGCUAUAUCUCUCCCUAUUUCAUCAACACAGCUAAGGGUCAGAGGUGUGAGUUCCAGGAUGCCUAUCUUCUCCUGAGUGAGAAGAAGAUCUCCACUGUCCAGAGCAUAGUCCCUGCUUUGGAGCUUGCCAACCAGCACCGCAAACCUCUUGUUAUUCUCGCUGAGGAUGUGGAUUCAGAGGCACUGAGCACAUUGGUUCUCAACAGGCUCAAGGUGGGACUGCAGAUAGUGGCUGUGAAGGCUCCUGGCUUUGGGGACAAUCGAAAGAACCAGCUGUAUGACAUAGCUAUUGCCACCGGGGGCACUGUUUUUGGUGACGAGGCUACAGGACUAGCCCUUGAGGAUGUUCAGCCACAUCACUUUGGUCAAGUGGGUGAAGUGGUGGUUACCAAAGACGACUCAAUGCUGCUGAAAGGCAAAGGAGACCCAGCAGCCAUCGAGAAGCGCACCAAUGAGAUUGCUGAGCAGAUCGAGAAUACCACCAGUGACUACGAGAAGGAGAAACUGAAUGAGCGCAUGGCUAAGCUGUCCGACGGAGUGGCUGUACUCAAGAUUGGAGGCACAAGCGAUGUUGAGGUGAAUGAGAAGAAGGAUCGUGUGACUGAUGCCCUGAAUGCCACGCGGGCAGCUGUAGAGGAGGGCAUUGUGCCCGGAGGCGGCUGUGCCCUUCUGCGGUGCAUCCCUGCUCUGGACACCAUCACGCCAGUUAAUGCCGACCAGAAGAUAGGAAUUGAUAUUAUCCGUCGAGCCCUGCGCAUUCCAGCCAUGACUAUUGCAAAGAAUGCUGGGGUGGAUGGCUCUAUGGUAGUGGAGAAGAUCCUGCAGAGUGAUGCUGAUAUCGGCUACGACGCCCUACUCGGGGAAUAUGUCAACAUGGUGGAGAAGGGCAUCAUUGACCCCACUAAGGUUGUGAGGACAGCUCUGCUGGACGCAGCUGGCGUGGCGUCCUUAUUGUCGACGGCCGAAGCUGUGGUCACAGAGAUUCCCAAGGAGGAGAAGGCUCCGGCCAUGGACGGCAUGGGUGGUAUGGGCGGAAUGGGAGGCGGUAUGUUCUAACCGCCACGCCACCAGCCCCAGUCAGACUUAAGUAGAGGGGUGAGUGGCAGACGGACAGGAUGUGCCCUCCACCCCCCCUCACCUGCUGCAAGUGUUAGAAGGAGCUGCCAAAUGGAUGACCCUCCUCACCUCUUAAGGCAUACUACUACUCACCACCCCCAGAAACUUCAGCCACUACUCUCCUCUUCUUUCCCCCUAAACCAGGCCCCUGCUCUACUCUAUGGCUGGAA
Molecule: messenger RNA, 2060 nt
Organism: Clupea harengus (Atlantic herring)
Lineage: Eukaryota; Metazoa; Chordata; Actinopteri; Clupeiformes; Clupeidae
Gene: hspd1
Product: heat shock protein family D (Hsp60) member 1
Biological process (GO): protein refolding
Molecular function (GO): ATP binding; ATP-dependent protein folding chaperone
Source: RefSeq, a predicted model, not a curated record